Messenger RNA from Panthera uncia (snow leopard), 1372 nucleotides. It is a transcript of the gene RNF182, whose product is annotated as ring finger protein 182. The coding region runs from base 181 to 924 and encodes 247 amino acids. Lineage: Eukaryota; Metazoa; Chordata; Mammalia; Carnivora; Felidae. The record is from RefSeq and is a predicted model, not a curated record. The transcript has a single exon.
GAGACAGAGUGAAUGUAGAAGCUCAAAAUGCCUGGACGAUUUCUGAUUUCUGUCCCUCCUUUUCCUGCCCUUUGGCCCCACUGCCUGAUUCGGAUGAUGUGAUAUUCAGAGGGACACCUUAAUCAAAGUCAUCCUUCAGAGAGACACUUCUGGCCAAAGACCGUGUCCACACCAUUCAGGAUGGCCAGUCAGCCGCUGGAAGAUGGGGCAGACUCUCAGGUCUCCGACGAGCUCGAGUGUAAGAUCUGUUACAAUCGGUACAACCUGAAGCAGAGGAAACCCAAAGUGCUGGAGUGCUGUCACAGGGUCUGUGCCAAAUGCCUCUACAAGAUCAUAGACUUCGGGGACUCCCCACAAGGCGUCAUCGUCUGCCCUUUCUGCAGGUUUGAGACCUGUCUGCCGGAUGAUGAAGUCAGCAGCCUGCCGGAUGACAACAACAUCCUGGUAAACUUGACUUGCGGAGGCAAAGGCAAGAAGUGCCUGCCGGAAAACCCUACCGAGCUGCUGCUGACCCCCAAGAGGCUGGCGUCUCUCGUCAGCCCUUCUCACGCUUCCUCCAACUGCCUGGUCAUAACCAUCAUGGAGGUGCAGAGAGAGAGCUCCCCGUCUCUGAGCUCCACUCCUGUGGUCGAGUUCUACCGGCCUGCAAGUUUCGACUCUGUCACCACCGUGUCCCACAACUGGACCGUGUGGAACUGUACAUCCCUGCUGUUUCAGACGUCCAUCCGGGUGCUGGUUUGGCUGCUGGGUUUGCUGUACUUCAGCUCCUUACCCCUAGGGAUCUACUUACUCGUGUCUAAGAAGGUCACCCUCGGGGUCGUCUUUGUCAGCCUCGUCCCUUCGAGCCUUGUCAUCCUCAUGGUGUACGGUUUCUGCCAGUGCGUUUGUCACGAGUUUCUAGACUGCGUGGCCCCUUCUUCUUAACCGAUGCGCAAACUAGGAAAUUUGACACCCGUUGCCACCUUUGAAGUUAGGUCACCCAUCAUUUGUUUAUUUUGUAUUUCUCUGCGAGGAGCGUCCGUGACCUUAACGAAGCCGUUGGCCAAAUGUUUGUGCUCUCUUUUUCCACCGAAACCUGGACUCUGUCGGUUUUCCUGUGUGCUGGACAUAAAGACGUUCAUUUCUACUUAGGGGUGGGCAAAGACGCAGAAAUGUAGGAGGUAAGCCUUCCUAGAGCUCUUUCGGGGAGUCUUCCCCCAGAAAUGGCCAAGAUCUCCCCCAGCCCUGCUAGACAGGCCCCAGGGGCGAGGGGUCAGGCUGUAGUAAGGUCUUUGCAGACGGCUAGGGAUGAACGAUUUCUCUCGUAAUCCUCGAGAAUCUGUGGUGGAGGGUAGACACGAGAGGAAAGCUGUUCUGAGACACGGCCGCUUAA